AUGAAAUUAUAUACAAAGGAGGAGAAAGAGAAGCUUAUAGAAUAUUUUAAGAAAGAUUCUGAAAAUCGGAUACGACGUCUUGAAGAACAAUAUGCAACUAUAGCUCAAGAAUCAGAAACGAGAAUACUUAGACGAUUAAAUAAUGUUAGUGCCACUUUAUGGAAUGUUAAACUAAAGGAUGUCCUAGCCAUCGAACGUCAUCAUAAACCCACAAUAAAGCAUCUUUUGGCCGAUAUACGUGCUUUACAUCAAGAGCUGUCAUUUAUAUCUUAUAACGACUCUUCGUCGGCAGAUCAUACCCGCAACUCAGUGCGACCACUCAGGAGUGUGUCGUUACGCGAUCCACAUUCGCGCGUCUCUAAACCACCAUCAAAGAGAACAACUUCUUCCCAUCAAUAG
Messenger RNA from [Candida] anglica, 399 nucleotides. The record is from the annotation of a GenBank genome assembly. NCBI's taxonomy places the organism in Eukaryota, Fungi, Ascomycota, Pichiomycetes, Serinales, Debaryomycetaceae.